AUGGAGGAGGCAGUUCCAGCGCCCCUCGGCCACGGCAGCGCCGUCUCUCCAGCCGUGCCCGUGCUGCCCACGGUGAUCAACAUUGAAGAUGAGGGCAACGCGGCCCCCGACGCGGCUCCCACCAAAGCGGCUGGCAGCGUGGAUGGUUCCGCAGCGGGUGGCGGCGCAGUGGGUGGCGACGGAGAUCGUGGCGGCCCAGCGGACGUCGAGGUGGGCGGCGGCAUCGAGCGUGUCCAGGCCGCCGUGUCGAAGCAAAAGACGAUGUCCACAGACUACAUGCCAAGCUGGAUGAGGAACUACUUCUUAGCCAUGGUGCCCCAGUUCGCUGCAGCAGCCCCUCCUUGCAGCUCGGGCGCCCCACGGGCGGACCCUCCUAUAUACACCGUGACCUUCAAGAUGGAGUCGGAGGGUGCACGAUUGAUGCAGCUCGUCUAUGCCGAUGCGGAUGCCGACGCAGCCGACCAAGGCGGUAUCCUAGAUGCCAUGACUGGUGGAUCGUCUAUGCCGAUGGGGCUCGUCCGUGCUGAUGGAGCCGCAGUGCAUGACGCCGACGGCGUCUCCAUGCCGACGCGGCCCGACUACGUCGUUGCGCAUGCGACGAGGUGCCGCCAGAUGCAGUUUGCAGCUGGACGGCUUCAGCGGGCCUCGUCCGAGGCGGGCUUCUGGGUCGCGCGCAGCGCGGCUGGUUCGACGGCUGGCUCUGCGAACGGGAGGGCCAGCGAGGUGGUCAAGGGUGUCGAGAAGACGAAAGCUCACCAGUCCUUCCUGAAUAUGCCAGGCACCGUCAAGUGCAUGCGCAGGAGUUGCGGCGCCACGCCCGAUAAGGUGGAUAGGUGGGGCGCCUACGAGGAGACGAAGGCCAGGGGCGGCACCUGGCUCUCCAAACCAACGGGGCCUGCAUGCGGAGAUUGCACGGAUCACUGUUGGUUUGGGUGCGAGAAUUUCGGCAACACCACGGAGGUGCUCGAGCAGCGCAACAAUGGUAAACUUUUCGACGCCGAGCUCACCGACACGAUGCGCUGGAGGAAGAAGAACACCCAGCCCUUUUACCCAGCCAACGUGACCCGCUCAACCAAGAGCUCCGUGAGAGCGGUCGUGCGGCACCGAGGCCUCCGCCCAUUCGAGUUCGAGAAGGUAUUCAACAAGCCGCCCAGCGGUGCGGGUCGCAAGCGGCAGGACCUAGUCGACCCCCACUCUGGCGAGAAGUUCAAGGGCGUCAUCGGCAUCGCGUACGAGUUGUCCAGCGACGUCGAGUCCUGCGAGACGGAGUUCACGUUGCAUCAUACGAACCAGCGGCGCGAGAGCCAGGCCCGCGAAUACUACGAGGAGCUGCUGCGGCCCUCUGGGUUGGAUCACGAGGGGGCUAAGAAGCUGCGCCUUUGCACCGACACCUACGAGGACAUCAUCGCCCACAUCGGGGCUGGCAUUCCCCCCGACGACGGACCGCCCGCGGAAGAUGCUGACGGGGCCGCCGCGGACGGCGCCGACGCCGCCAGCUUCGAGGGGGGCGCCGACGCGGCCGAGGAUGCCGAGGGGUCCGUGGCGGCGUCGCCCGCGUUCAAGGGCUCGCGGAACCAGCUCGUGGUCAACAGCGCGAUGAUCCACACCGUGCGAAGCAUGGAGGGAGAUGCCGUCGCGCAGGGCGACGCAUCGGAUGCUGGUACACACAAGGUUGCAGACCCCGUCACUGCGAGAAUCGACGGCGCCAACCUCACCGCGAUUGCCAGCGGUGCCAAGCGCUGCGGGCACAGGCGCCAGAGGAUGGAGAAGCUUCGCGAUGAUAUGGCCGCGCAUGAUGACCCGUCCAAGCGGGUGGAGGCUCGGCGCUUCACGAAGCGGCUCGAGCUGACCGACAUCGAGGAGGAUUGCUCGAAGUUUGAGAACAUCAUGGCUUGGGAGAAGGCCGACCUCGCGAAGAAGCUCCAGGACCUGGUGACUGCCGACGUGAACUUGCCCGUGUCCCUGGCCAUCAACUUGGCGUCCAGGGAGCUGCGGGAGCUCGGCGAGAAGAUCGUGACCCAGAACGGUUCCGUCCAGGAGUUCUUCCGUGCCGCCUUCCCGUGGGACACGUCGCUGGUGGACGACGAGGCCCGCGGGCAGUCUCGCAUGGGCAGGGCGAGGGUCAGGUACGAUAUGGUCAAGCAGAAGGGGCUCGGAGAAGGCAAGGGGCAGACGGGAUACUGCAUGGGGGGUUCCGACGACGGCUUGAGGGAGGCCGCCGAGGUCUCGACAUUCGAUCCGUUGAGCUCCCUGGCGCGCAACAUCCCCAUUGUGCUAGAUCCGUGCGGCACGCAGGUUGAGCGGUGGUGCAUGCAGUACUUCAUCACGCCGAUCGUGCGCGCCAUCGGCGUCAAUUGCCAGGCGAAGAUGAUGGAACUUCUCGAGAGGGCAGAGAAGAUGAUGCUUGCGCAGCCCACCGACAUCGACGAUGGGGUAUCGAGCAGCAUCGCUGAAGUGGUGAAGUCGUCGCGUGCGAUUCGGGCCCUCGUCUCGCCGCAGGAUGCUGUGCUGGCGAAGGCGUUGGGCGCAAUCUCGCAGGUCCCAGCCCGAGAUGUGAGUAGGUCGCAGUGGCAGGGCGUCGCCUACAACACCUGUGCUUUGCUGAAGGACGUCCCGUACUUCAAGACGAUGAUCGUGUCCUUCCGCAUGACCAGGGCAACGCACGUGAAUGCCGCGGCGAAGAUGACUUGCGCCGUCGACGGAGUCAGGUCGGCCACCACCCUGAACACCAAGAUCGUCGCCCAGACCAACGCCAUGAAGGAGUUAAGCACCAUCAAGCAGAAUUCUCGCUCGGGCCCCCAUGUGAUAGACCAUGUAGGCACAGUGAAUGACUGGGAGAAUAUGAUAUGCACGAUGGCAGAUGACGGGGCGAAGCUCAUGUCCGAGGGCGGCCACGUCGAGUACAACUUCCAGAACGCCGAGGCCCUCCAGCGCAUGGCCAACGUCCUCGAUAGUUACAAGAGUUUCUACGAGGUCUUGAAGACCACUGGCCUGAAGGCGAGGCCGCCUUGGGAUGCCGCCGCCGAGGCCGCGACCGAGCUCGCCUCGCGCGUUGGCGCGGCCAUGUCCCGCGAGGUCUCGGAGCCCUUCAUGUCCAGUGUGCAGGGCCAGCAGCUUGUCCAAGAUCCGACCAAAAGGGACGAGAUAGUGCAGCAAGUGCUCGCCGUUCUCACCUCCUCCGGCGCGCCCGACCUCUACCAGGAGGAAUUGGCCAACCAGGAUGCUUGCCUCUGCUCGGUGGUCGACAAGCUUUUGGAGUUCUUGCCGAAAGACCAGCUCUUGUACCCGUCGUGGCGCAGCGUCUCCACUUGGAUCGAAGAGGUGGCGCGGGUGUCCGAGGGCAUGGCGGUGCUGAUCGCCAGGGGCCCGACCGCGGCACUUAGGCUGAGGGAAGCUCACGGCACCGAGCUCCUCCGUGCCCUCGCUUGCUCUGUUGAGGAAGCGGCCGAGAUGAAGGCGCCGAUAGCGCAGGUCGUCACGCUGCCCGCGGACGCCGACAAGAUCACGUCAGAGGCCAAGACCUUCGUCGAGGAGAACGCUCCAUGGUUGUAUGAGUCCGCCAUGGAUGAUAUCAAGGUCUUCGUGGACAGCCCGUGCAAUAAGGACGAGUCGCAAUCGGAGUGCGUCCGCGCCGUCAGGCGCGGUGUGCUGCAGGACCCCAGCCGCGAGAAGUGGUCGGACUGCUUGACCGACGGCACGCUCGAGGCGGUCACUGAGGCUGUGAAGAAUACGCUCUUGGUUCUCAAAGUUGACGCCUACAAAGAUGCUCAAUCUGUCCUGGUGGCAAAGCUGGAGUCUGCGAAACAGGUGCGGGAGUAUUACGGCAUGCAAGCAAACGAGGUGCUCGAGCAGGAGUACCAGAGCAUCUGCGAUGGCAUGCAGCUCAGCCACAGCGAGGGGGUGUUCAUGGCGUCCAUCAUCAAGUACAAGGGGAAGGACACGAAACUGAAGAUGUCGCUCGCCAGGGAGAAGAAGGCCAUCCAGAAAGCGAAGUACUGGGAUCGUGUGGACAGUCGGCCGAGGGCGCUCGUGGACAAAGGCAUCGACCUGCUGCUGUGUGCGCCCGACACUUUCCAGUGGGGGUUCGGGCCUCGUUGGCGCCCCGUGCCCGUCAACGCGGGGCGCGGCUGUGGGCCUGCAGUGAGGUGGACCGCCCUGAAGGCCGCGCAGCACAGGCGUGCUCAACACGCGCAGGAGCACCUACCCUCGCUGGCGCUGCGCGCCGCUGCGGCCGCGGCCGGCGCCGGCGGGCCAGAAGGUCCCACAGUUGUAGUCGAGGCAACGAAGCACCAGCUCGUGAAGCAGAUCAUGUCGUGGAGACUCGCGCAGGGAGAUGCUGGCGCAUCGGCGGCAGCAGCAUCGACGGGGGAGGAGGGCAACAGGGGCUCGGAGGGCAGGGCGAACAAGGUUCCGAAGACAGAGGGCGGCAAGGGCACUGGGGGAGAACAAGGCUCGGGAAAGGGCACGGGCACGGACCACCACGCUGGCCACAUAGCAAUCGCCACUGUGGAAGAGGCCAUCAAUGCCUUCAGCGACACGGACGAGAGCCACACGGCCAGCAAAGAGUACUUGAAGGAGUGGGUCGACUCCGUGAACGACAGCAAGCACGGCCUCCGCCUCACCGACGCGACCUUCAGCUCGUUCAGGAUCAAGAUGCCCGCGCCCUCGGGAGCCCCCGCCGAGCGGCUCGCUCCGGAGCUCGCGGAGCUCGGCGCCGCGCCGGACGCCGACGCCCUCAUGGGCCGUCGCGCCCGGGCGGCGCUCUGCGCCGCGGGCGCCGCGGCCGCGUGCGGGCUGUUGCUGCUGCGGGCGCUCGGGGCGCCCCGCGGGAGCGGGCCACCGCAGCACCGCCAGGACGCCGACGCCGAAGCGGUUAGCCUCGGCGCUCUGGGUCUGCUUGGCGAGAUGCUGGAGAGCGGCGGGAGCGUCCUCAACGACGGCGUGGAGGCGGACAAGGCGCUGGAGACCCUGCCGGGGCAGAUCCAGGGCAUUGGGAGCGAGCUCGUUGGCGACUACCCUGACGGUGUCACAGCACACGGCCCCCUCGUCGACGCGCUCAAGAAUGGGACGUUCAGCGCGUGGCUCCAGAACGAGACCAACCGCGAGAAGCUCAAGAAGUUGCUGAAGAAACCCAACAACAAGCACGACGGUAAUUUUUGCGAGGACGACGAGGAGGAGCACGCCUCCUUGUGUUACAAGAAGUGUUCCCUGAUCACGAACGGCGCGUAUCCGUUCCGGGGCACCGCGUUCUCCUGCUGCAGAUCGCAGCCGUGCACUCUAUUCAAUUCGCAUUUCAUUAUGUCGAUGUGCAGUGGGUACGACAUCGCCGGCGACAGGGCCAACAACCAGUGCCCUCACUCCAGAGGGGCUUGCUACGCGGACGAGGAGUUGCACGCCAAUAUGUGCUUCAAGAAAUGUUUGUUGCUUACCAAUGGGACCCACGGCUUCAGGACUGCGGCAGAUUCGUGCUGCAAGUACCAGGGUGUCAUGCAGUGCUUGAUGCAUGCCAACUCCUCGUUGACGAACCCGCUGUACGGAGUCGGCGGUGGCGAGUUUGAAAAGACCAGUUUGAACAAGUCCGUGAACAGCCCGCACCCUCCUGUUGUGGUUGAGGCGGAGGAGCCAUAA
Messenger RNA from Prorocentrum cordatum, 5628 nucleotides. The record is from the annotation of a GenBank genome assembly. NCBI's taxonomy places the organism in Eukaryota, Dinophyceae, Prorocentrales, Prorocentraceae.